AUGAAUUCUUUGGCGACCUUCCCUUUCGUAGACACUGCAGUGGCAUCAGACCAACAUUGUGGAAUUUCCCUACAUUACUCAGGAGAAGAGGUGGCCACCAUGCGUCCAGCUAAGGUAGGGGAAAGAUAAUCAGGGAGAGAUGUUGGGGAUAGGUGGAGUGGGUCUGUACUUGUUACAGAGAGCGUUCUUGCAGGGGCCCGAAUCUUGCACCUGUGCUUCUGAGGCUUCUGCCUCUGAGGAAGUGGGUUACUUGACUGAGUUUUACUCAUGAAACCUUGAACAUGACCUAGGAAGAGUCUAGCUGGUGGAUCAAGCCAUUAACGCACCUAGUCCAGCAUCCUAUUCCCACAGUGACCAUUUGUAAGCAGGAGCUGAGUACAACAUGCCUCUUCAGGUGAUUCCCAGGAACUGGCAAUGAGGAAUAUACUGCCCAAAACAAGUGGAGGCCGCGCACAGUCAUCAUGGCUGGUAGUCAGUUGUAACCUUAUCUGCUAUGAAUUUGCCUAAUUCUCUUUUAACUUGGUGACCAUUACUGCAUAUUGCGUUAGUGAAUUGCUGAGUUUAACAUUGUGAAAAAUGCUUCCUUUAGUUUGUCCUUAAUCUGUGCACAAUUAGCUUCAUUGGAUAGCCUUGGACUGCAGUAUCAUCCUAGAGGAAGAAACACCUCCCUCUCUCCUAUUUCUAAACACCAUGAAUACCUUUUUACAUCUCUAUCAUAUUUCCCCAUAAGCCCCUUUGUUUCAGAUUAGUAAUUACUCAUAUUUUUCCAACCCGUUAAUUAUUUUGUUUGUUCUUUUCCCAACGUUUUCUGAAUGCAAUAUUAUUUUUGAGGUCAUGCAACUGGAUCCAUACAGUUUUAUAAGGGCAGCUGCACCACAGAUUUGUAUAUCAGCACUAUGAUAUUGGCAGCUUGGUUUUGAAUCUUUCCCUAAAACGGCAUCGACCCAUUUCACUACUUUCACACCCUGUGCCAAUAUCUUUACUGAGCUAUCAGCUAUGAUCCCAAAUGUCACAUUCCUUCUCAGUCAUCACCAAUUCAAAUCCUAUUUGCAGAUGUGUUAAGUUAGGAUGUUUUUUGCUUGAAGGUGCACUAUAUAAAUUUGCUUACGUACAUUUGGUUAUGUCAUUGUCUUUAAUAAUGUUUUCCACCAGUUUCCCCAAAACAAACAUGAAACUAACUAACCUGCAGUUUCCUGGAAACUAAAUCCCUCUUGGAGGAAAGGAAACUGGGCAAUCUCACAGACUCGUUACAUGUUUUUGUUAGAAUACUUGACUUAGAAUUCUUAAACUAAUGGGUAAAUUCCAUCGGCUUUGGGUGAUUUCUGAACACUUAAGAUCUCCAGUUGCCCAUUGCAGAAGAGAGGUUUCCAUACCUUACCCUGGAUGGACUACGAAGAAGGGAAUUGUUUUCCUUUUCCAGGGAUCAAUGAGCUUUGAGGGGGUGUCCUUGCAUUUCACUGACGAUGAAUGGUCCCUGCUGGAUCCAGGCCAAAGAGCGCUGUACAAGGAAGUCAUGAUGGAGAUUUAUGAGAUGGUGGCUUCUGUGGGUAAGGAUCCUUUCCCCCUGGAUCAAUAGCUAGUGAAGGUGUGAACUCCUGUUGGUCACUAAAGGGAACGUUCUUCAUUUCCCCUGUACAAAAGAACAUAUGAAGAACCCUGUUGGGUCAAAGCAAAAUUCUACAUAGUCCAGCAUUCGGAUGCACACAGUCACACUCCUGGUAUAUGAUUUUAUAGACAUCAAAGAAAAGACAUAUCGGUUAAGAGUUACUUGCUUUGAUUCUCUUUUAUUCUGGCCAUUGAGGUCUCUAGUUCUGAUUUGGUGGGGUGUGAACUUGCUUUUUGGAUAGGAUUGUGCUUACAACUGCAUGGCAUGGAAACAAAGGCUGAAGGGGUCUUGUGUGCGCUGGUUGCAACUUACUGCUUUUGGGUCAGUCAUAGACUGCUUAAUCACAUAGCUUGCUUAGCAGUAUACACGACAGAAUGAUGGUGUGGCAGAUAUUAUGCUAUUCAUUGCAUUUAGUUGCUUUUUCAUGAAAGGUCAAUUCAAAAGCAAGUUACCAUAGGAUGCAAAAAUUAAGGCCACUAUAAUUCUUUAAGGUAAAGGCCCAAAGCCUGGCUGAAAAGAAAUAUUAAUGCCUCCCUCCUAAAAUUAGCCAGUUAUUGGCUCCUGGGGAGCCUCCCUGGGCAGAGCAUUGCCUAGGCGGAAGCCACCACUCCAAGCCCCAUGCUUGUGUUGGCACACUUGGCACCUUGCCAGAAGAAGGGCACAGUGAGAAGGACCUCAGAUGAUGAAUGUAGGGUGUGGGCUGAUUCCUGAAGGAAAAGGGAACUGAAGAUGAAAACUGACUGGUACUCAGUGCAAUCCCUGUGGCAGUAGCAAGAAGCUUCAGCCUUCCUUAUACCACUGAGCCACAACUUAGCUGUUGCCCAUGUUGGCUGGGGCUGAUAGGAGCUGUAGUUCGGCAGCAUCUGGAGGGACAAAGAUUCUCUGUUCCUCUCAUAAGAACUGGGUACAUUUUAAAACCUUUUUAAAAUUAUUAUUAUAGAAAACCCUCUUUAUCCACCCAAACUUGAGAAAGGGAAAGGUGAGGUGUCUGUUGGAUGAGGAUGAUAUGUGGAUGAUGUAAAAUAAAAAAAAGUACAGACACAAGCAGAUUCAAGGCCACAUUAAAGUCCAGUAUAGGCGGGUGUGCAUUUUGCAGCAUCUUACCAGCUUUUCUUUUUAAACCACCAGGAGAUGUUUGGAGGAUCCUGGCUGAGGGGGACCCAUCUGAAGGGCCACCUGAAAGAGCUGAGGAGCAACAGAAGUUAAGGAUUCAAGAUGGAACCAACAGACAAGAGGGCAGACGAACGCAGAAGGCGGGGAUGGAACCCACUGCUUCUCAGGUUAACGAAAAUCAGAUACCACACACAGGGGACAAACCUAAAGAAUGUUUGGAGGGUGGAAAGAACUUCAGUGACAGAGCCUACCUUAUUUUUCAUAAAAGAGGUCAUACAGCGGAAAAACCAUAUAAAUGCUGGGAGUGUGGAAAAAGCUUCAGUCGGAAAGAACACCUUAAUCUGCAUCAAAGAAUUCAUACAGGCGAGAAACCUCAUAAAUGCAGGGAGUGUGGAAAGAGCUUCAGGCACAGAGACUCCCUCACUAGGCAUCAAAGAAUUCAUACUGGGGAGAAACCUUAUAAAUGUUUGGAAUGUGGAAAGAGCUUUAUUCAGUGUAGCGUGCUCACAAGACAUAAAAGAACUCAUACAGGGGAUAAACCUUAUAGAUGCUGGGAGUGUGGAAAGAGCUUUAGUGACAAUGGCACCCUUACUCGCCAUCAAAGAACUCACACAGGGGACAAACCUUAUAGAUGUUUGGAGUGCGGAAAGAACUUCAGUCGUAUAAAGUCCCUUACUUUUCAUAAAAGAAGGCAUGCAGGGAGAAAACCUUAUGAAUGCUCGGAAUGUGGAAAGAGCUUUAGUGUGCGUAGCCAGCUCAAAAGACACAUGAGAAUUCAUACAGGGGAGAAACCUUAUAAAUGUUUGGAGUGUGGAAAGAGUUUCAGCCGGAGUGGCCACCUUUUGCAACAUCGAGGAACUCAUACAGGGGAAAAACCUUAUAAAUGCUUGGCAUGUGACAAGUGUUUUAGUCAGAGUGUUCACCUUACUCAGCAUCUAAAAACUCAUACAGGGGAAAAACCUUAUAAGUGUUCAGAGUGUGAAAAGAGAUUCAGUCAGAAUAGUCACCUCACCAUACAUAAAAGAACACAUACAGGGGAGAAACCUUAUAGAUGUUUGGAGUGCGGAAAGAGCUUCACAGUCAGUUCGUCCCUUUCUAAACAUCAAAGAAUUCAUACAGGUUACAAACCUUAUGAAUGUUUGGUGUGUGGAAAGAACUUCAGUCGCCUAGAUUCCCUUACUUUUCACAAAAAAAGGCAUUCAGGGGAGAAACCUUAUAAAUGUUGGGAGUGUGGAAAGAACUUCAGUGGCUCCCUUACUCAACAUCUAAGAACUCAUACAGGGGAAAAACCUUAUAGAUGUUUGGAGUGUGACAAGAGUUUUAGUCAGAGUGGUCACCUUACUCAACAUCUGAGAACUCAUACCGGGGAGAAACCUUAUAAGUGCUCGGUGUGUGAAAAGAGCUUCAGUGGCUCCCUUACUCAGCAUCUAAGAACUCAUACAGGGGAAAAACCUUAUAAAUGUUUGAAGUGUGAGAAGAGUUUUAGUCAGAGUGGUCACCUUACUCAACAUCUGAGAACUCAUACCGGGGAGAAACCUUAUAAUUGCUUGGAGUGUGGCAAGAACUUCACCUACAGGUAUUCCCUUAACUCACAUCAAAUAAUCCAUAGAAGUGAAAUAUCUUAA
Messenger RNA from Podarcis lilfordi (Lilford's wall lizard), 4344 nucleotides. NCBI's taxonomy places the organism in Eukaryota, Metazoa, Chordata, Lepidosauria, Squamata, Lacertidae. The record is from the annotation of a GenBank genome assembly.